Dichotomopilus funicola is the source of this 291-nucleotide messenger RNA. Its product is annotated as splicing factor 3B subunit 5. Gene Ontology annotation, cellular component: U2 snRNP; precatalytic spliceosome. The transcript is spliced from 3 exons. Gene Ontology annotation, biological process: mRNA splicing, via spliceosome. The coding region runs from base 1 to 291 and encodes 96 amino acids. The record is from RefSeq and is a predicted model, not a curated record. NCBI's taxonomy places the organism in Eukaryota, Fungi, Ascomycota, Sordariomycetes, Sordariales, Chaetomiaceae.
AUGGCCGACAAACUCCGCAACCAACAAGAACUCGAGCGCCUCCAGGCCAAGUACAUCGGCACGGGACACCCGGACACAACCAGCUGGGAGUGGAAGACCAACAUCCACCGCGACACAUACUCGAGCAUCGCCGGGCACCCGCCACUACUGUCCUACAUCGCGCUAGCGGAGAACGAACCCGUCGCCAAAGUGCGCGUUCAGAUGAUUCGGAAAAUGCUGCAGCCCGCUGGGCCACCGCCGCCCCGUGAGGGCGAAGAGGGGGUUGUGGCGCCUCGACAGGAUGCGUCAUGA